Galeopterus variegatus (Sunda flying lemur) is the source of this 2494-nucleotide messenger RNA. RefSeq names its product ubiquitin specific peptidase 1 (gene USP1). NCBI's taxonomy places the organism in Eukaryota, Metazoa, Chordata, Mammalia, Dermoptera, Cynocephalidae. Gene Ontology annotation, biological process: regulation of DNA repair; protein deubiquitination. Gene Ontology annotation, molecular function: cysteine-type endopeptidase activity; cysteine-type deubiquitinase activity. The record is from RefSeq and is a predicted model, not a curated record. Bases 422 to 2494 code for a protein of 690 amino acids. The transcript is spliced from 9 exons. Gene Ontology annotation, cellular component: cytosol; nucleus.
CGCGCCAAGUUCCCCUCCGUGGAGGAGUGGGGACGACCCUAGCGGUUCAGACGCUCUGCGAGCGGGACCACUGCUGGUUGCGCUCCUGGCCAUCCCGGGGCGGGCGCGGGCGGGCGCCGCUCCGGGAAUGUAGUUGGGGCCGGCUCAAGGCAGGACCGAUUGGCGGCCCGGGUUCCCGCUCCUGGGAGCGGAUGGUCACUCCCCCGCGGGAAGCGCGAUUCGGGAAGCUUUUCCUCGGGUCGGGGACCUGGCGGGCUCCGGGCAGGGACUCACCUGUAGCACCCACACUAGUCCCGGUUGGACUCGCGGGCGUCACCGCCGCAGACCUCGCUUAGGGCCAUGACCACCAGACAUAAUUAUGGUGAUUACAGCUUCUCUCUAUGAAUAAAUUCUUGUCAGCUCCUUGGGAUUUGAAAAGAAAAUGCCUGGUGUUAUACCUAGUGAAAGUAAUGGACUUUCAAGAAGUAGUCCAUCAAAGAAAAACAGACUUUCUUUGAAGUUUUUUCAGAAAAAGGAAACUAAGAGAGCCUUGGAUUUCACAGAUUCUCAAGAAAAUGAAGAAAAAUCUUCUGAAUAUAGAGGAUCUGAAAUUGAUCAAGUUGUUCCCGCAGCACAGUCCUCACCUAUAAACUGUGAGAAGAGAGAAAACUUGUUACCAUUUGUGGGACUGAAUAAUCUCGGCAAUACUUGUUAUCUUAAUAGUAUACUUCAGGUAUUAUAUUUUUGUCCCGGUUUUAAAUCUGGAGUGAAGCACUUAUUUAAUAUUAUAUCAAAGAAGAAAGAAGCUCUAAAGGAUGAAGCCAGUCAAAAAGAUAAGGGAAAUUGCAAAGAAGAUUCUUUGGCAAGUUUUGAACUGAUAUGCAGUUUACAGUCCUUAAUCAUUUCAGUUGAACAGCUUCAGGCUAGUUUUCUUUUAAAUCCAGAGAAAUAUACUGAUGAACUUGCUACUCAGCCAAGGCGACUGCUUAACACACUCAGGGAACUCAACCCUAUGUAUGAAGGAUAUCUACAGCAUGAUGCACAGGAAGUAUUACAGUGUAUUUUGGGAAACAUUCAAGAAACAUGCCAGCUCCUAAAAAACGAAGAAAUAAAAAAUGUGGCAGAAUUAUCUACUAAGGUAGAAGAAUAUCCUCACCAGAAAGAAGAAAUGAGUGUUAUUAACAUCAUGGAGAUUGACAAUAUGAGGCAUUCUGAAGACUAUGAAGAAAAACUACCAAAAGGAAAUGGGAAAAGAAAAAGUGACACUGAAUUUGGUAACAUGAAGAAAAAAGUUAAAGUAUCCAAGGAACACCAGUCAUGGGAAGAGAACCAAAGACAAACUAGGUCAAAAAGAAAAGCUACGGGUGAUACAUUAGAGAUUCCUCCUAAAAUAAUCCCCAAGUACGUUUCUGAAAAUGAGAGUGCAAGAUCCUCACAAAAGAAAUCAAGAGUUAAAAUAAAUUGGUUAAAAUCUGCAACUAAGCAACCCAGCAUUCUUUCUAAAUUUUGUAGUCUGGGAAAAAUAACAACUAACCAGGGAUCCAAAAGUCAAUCUAAAGAAAGUGAAUAUGAUCUUGAAGAGGAACUGGGGAAGUGUGAAAGUGAUAGGACAACUAAUGGUUGUGGAUUUGAAUCUCCAGGAAAUAAUGUUAAACCUGUAAAUGUUAAUGAAGUUAAGUCCAUAAACAAAGGUGUGGAGCAUAUUGGCUUUGAGCUUGUUGAGAAAUUAUUUCAAGGUCAGCUGGUAUUAAGGACUCGUUGCUUGGAAUGUGAAAGUUUAACAGAAAGAAGAGAAGAUUUUCAAGACAUCAGUGUGCCAGUACAAGAAGAUGAGUUUUCCAAAGUAGAAGAGAGUUCUGAAAUUUCUCCAGAGCCAAAAACAGAAAUGAAGACCCUGAGAUGGGCAAUUUCACAGUUUGCUUCAGUGGAGAGGAUUGUAGGAGAAGAUAAAUAUUUCUGUGAAAACUGCCAUCAUUAUACUGAAGCUGAACGAAGUCUUUUGUUUGACAAAAUGCCUGAAGUUAUAACUAUUCAUUUGAAGUGCUUUGCUGCUAGUGGCUUGGAGUUUGAUUGUUAUGGCGGUGGACUUUCCAAGAUCAACACUCCUUUACUGACACCUCUUAAAUUGUCACUAGAAGAAUGGAGUAUAAAGCCAACUAAUGACAGCUAUGGAUUAUUUGCAGUUGUGAUGCAUAGUGGUAUUACCAUUAGUAGUGGGCAUUACACUGCUUCUGUUAAAGUUACUGAUCUUAACAGUUUAGAAAUAGAUAAGGAAAAUUUUGUGGUUGACCAAAUGUGUGAAAUAGGUAAGCCAGAACCAUUGAAUGAGGAAGAAGCAAGGGAUGUGGUUGAAAAUUACGAUGAAGAAGUAUCGAUUAGAGUCGGAAACACACAGCCAAGUAAAGUUUUGAGCAAAAAAAAUGUAGAAGCUAUUGGACUUCUUGGAGGACAGAAGAGCAAAGCAGAUUAUGAGCUACACAACAAAGCAUCUAAUCCUGAUAACCAAUGUUUUUAA